CUAUAAAUUUCGCCCAAAACAAAAGAAUAUAAAUAUCAAAUUUGCAGAAACCAAAAUUCCCACCGCCAAAACCCACCAAAAUUCAUCCCUUAAUUCGUCUUUCAACCUCUCUCUCUCUCUCUCUCUCUCUCUCUCUACUAAUUUUAGUUCUCCCUUUCCACCAAAAUCCGGGUUUUUCCUGUGUUCUCAAAGAGGGUUUUCAAUGGAGGUAGAGCAGAAGCAAGCCCAGGUGAUCGAGCACUUCGUGAAGCAAGCCUCUAGUCUCCAGGGGUCCUCUCUCGUCAGCCUCAUAGUCCAACUCACCUCUCAUUCUUCUCUCUUCGUUUUCUCCGAGAUUUUGGCUGUCCCCAAUGUGCUCGAGCUUCAAGGAACGGGAUAUGCUGUAUACAUUGAUCUACUUCGUCUCUUUGCUCAUGGAACAUGGAGUGACUAUAAGAGUAAUGCUAGCCUUCUUCCACCACUAGUCCCAGAUCAAAUCACCAAGCUGAAGCAACUUACUGUGCUUUCUCUAGCUGAGAUGAACCGGGUUUUAUCAUAUGAUCAACUUCUUGAACAGCUUGAUCUUUCAAAUGUGCGUGAACUUGAAGACUUUCUUAUCAAUGAUUGCAUGUAUGCGGGCAUAGUCAAAGGGAAGUUGGAUCAUUUGAGAAGAUCUUUUGAGGUUCAAUUUGCAGCUGGGAGGGAUUUGAGACCUGGACAACUAGGGAAUCUUAUACAGACUUUAGAUGAUUGGUUAGACACUACAAACAAUGCGCUUCUCACAAUUGAAGAGAAGAUCAAAUGGGCAGAUAAAAAGUGUGAGUUGGAUGCAAUACACAAAAAGGCAGUCAACGACAGGGUGGAAGAAGUCAAGAAGUCUGUCAAUAACAAGGGUGGGCGAGACUUCCAAGCCUUUGAUGACAUUCUGUUUGGUGAAACAGCUGGACUAAUGGACUAUGAAGAAGAUCGAACCCGAUCCAAGAGGAGAAGAUCACCGGUACAUUAACAAGUGCGGCCGCGCCUGGGUGGAGGGUGGGGGGUGAUGUCUGGAGCACUGCCAAAAUUUAUCCAUAGUGCUUAAUUGUUUUAUGCUCAAUUUCUUAAGGAUGGUGGUAUAGCAUGAUUAUGCGACAUUUCGAAGCUUCGUGUGUAUUUAGAAAGUCUAUAUACAUGGAAAUAUGGAAUGCUCCUUAUUGGUUCUUCGGUUAAAAACGUUUUAAGGAGUGCUUUUGCAGCGAAGCACUUUUAUCUUGUAA
This is a messenger RNA of Pyrus x bretschneideri (Chinese white pear), 1235 nucleotides long. RefSeq names its product COP9 signalosome complex subunit 7. The record is from RefSeq and is a predicted model, not a curated record. Bases 203 to 985 code for a protein of 260 amino acids. The transcript has 9 exons. NCBI's taxonomy places the organism in Eukaryota, Viridiplantae, Streptophyta, Magnoliopsida, Rosales, Rosaceae. Gene Ontology annotation, cellular component: COP9 signalosome.